Messenger RNA from Cryphonectria parasitica EP155, 1680 nucleotides. Its product is annotated as MFS general substrate transporter. Gene Ontology annotation, molecular function: transmembrane transporter activity. The record is from RefSeq and is a predicted model, not a curated record. Bases 1 to 1680 code for a protein of 559 amino acids. The transcript is spliced from 4 exons. Lineage: Eukaryota; Fungi; Ascomycota; Sordariomycetes; Diaporthales; Cryphonectriaceae. Gene Ontology annotation, biological process: transmembrane transport.
AUGGAGGUCGAAAAGACUUCGACGGCCUUGGCCGGGGCCCCUGAGCUUGAGGAGGGACAUUUCCCCACGGGCUUCAAGCUCAUCUCCAUCCUGGCAUCUCUCGUCGUGUCUUAUUUCCUCGUCUUCCUCGACGGGUCCAUCAUGUCCACCGUGUCGCCCGCCAUCACUACCGAGUUCGACUCGCUGGUAGAUAUCGGUUGGUACGGCAGCGCGUACCAGGUUGGCGCCACGGCAUUUCAGCCGUUGAGCGGCAAGAUAUAUAGAUACUUCUCUGUCAAGUGGUCCUUUGUCGGCUUCUUUCUCAUCUUCGAGAUCGGGUCGGUGCUGUGCGCCGCGGCACAAUCGUCGCGCAUGCUCAUCGUGGGCCGUGCUAUCGCCGGCGUGGGGUCAGCAGGAAUUUUCGCCGGCACAAUGACCACUGUUGCCAACAUUCUCCCGCUGCAGAAACGGCCGGCAAUCAUGGGAAUCAACACGGGCAUCGGCCAGCUGGGCGUUGCGUUUGGUCCGAUCAUAGGAGGUGCCUUUACGUCGAAUGCGUCCUGGCGCUGGGCUUUCUACCUCAACCUGUUCCUGGGAGUCCUAGUAGCCGCCGGCUUCCUCUUCAACACGAUCCCCGAGUCCCAUGCCAAGCAGCCGGCGCGUGAAGUAUUCGGUACCGCCCUCAAGUCACUAGACCUGGUCGGAAUGAUGCUCGUGGCCCCCGCUGUUAUCAUGUUCCUUUUGGCCCUGGAAUACGGCGGCAACGAGUACGCCUGGAACAGCUCAGUGGUGAUCGGUCUGCUCGUCGGAGCCGCCGUCACAUUUGCCAUCUUUCUGGUGUGGGAGCACCGCCAGGGCGACGGGGCUAUGAUCCCGUUCGCCAUGAUGAGAAGCCUCGUCAUUGCAUCGGCCACUCUCACCCUGUUCUUCCGUAUGGGUGUUAUCCUUGUGGCUGAUUACUACCUUGCCAUAUUCUUCCAGGCCAUUAGCAAUGAUUCGCCUUUGAUGAGUGGAGUGCACAUGCUGCCUGCAACGCUCGGCCUGGUCGUCGCCGCCGUGACUACGGGCUUUCUAACCCAAGCCACUGGCUAUUAUCUUCCAUGGAUUAUCGCAGGCAUUUCCAUCGCAACCUCCGGGUACGGAGCCCUAUCAACACUCAGUCCCACCACCCCUACUGCGCGGUGGAUUGGCUUCCAAAUCCUCUACGGCAUUGGCUCCGGUACAGGUGCUGCGGGUCCAUUCAUCGCGAUCCAGAACCUUGUUCCUCUCAAGCAGAUCCCUACAGCUAUGGCUAUGGUCCUCUUUGGCCAAAAUCUGGGCGGUUCCGUCUUUCUAGUCGUCGCCAACGCCAUCUUCAACAACAGCCUCCGAAAGCAGCUGCAGGAGCACGCAUCUCGCAUCGGCAUCGACCCGAACGUCAUCAUGGAUGCCGGCGCCCGCUCUGUGCGCAACCUGGGCCUGCCUGCCACCGGGGUGGCCGCCGUGGUGCAGUCCUACGCCAAUGCCGUAGAUCGGGUCAUGUAUCUCGGAAUUGCUGCAGGUCUCGCUGGGGUCAUCGUUAGCUGGGGCAUGGGCAAUAGCAAUAUUAUGGAGGUUAAGAAGCUCAAGGAACUUACUAAUGAAGCGAAGCCCGCAGCCUCAGAGGCAGACAAGCAGGAUACAGAGAAACAAGCUGCGAAGAAUAUCAAUGGCGAAAUCUAG